This is a messenger RNA of Xenopus tropicalis (tropical clawed frog), 1059 nucleotides long. RefSeq names its product bone marrow stromal cell antigen 1 (gene bst1). The transcript is spliced from 9 exons. The record is from RefSeq and is a predicted model, not a curated record. Bases 128 to 1039 code for a protein of 303 amino acids. Lineage: Eukaryota; Metazoa; Chordata; Amphibia; Anura; Pipidae.
GGAUCAAAGUGCAGUUACAGGGGUUUCUCUGUACAAGAACAACAUUGUCUUACUUCAUAGUAAGUCUUGGCACUCUGAAUGACGAUUAACAGCUAAGGAAUUGUGAUUUGUACAUAGUUGGCCCACAAUGAAUCCUUUCCACAUCCUUCUGGGAAGCCUGUUGUGCAUCUGUGCUGUGCAGUUGGAAGAAGCAGCGGUGAGAGAGUGGAAUGGAAAAGGAACGACCCCUAACCUGCAAAGCAUUGUACUGGGCAGGUGUUACGAUUACACUGAAACAGUGAAUCCUUCGGUGGGUAAAAAGAAUUGCUCUGAGAUAUGGGAGGCAUUUGAGAAGGCAUUCGUCGGCAAAGACCCGUGUUUGGUUUUACCUGAACAUUAUGAGCUGUUCAUUAAUCUGACACUGCAUGACAUCCCUGCAAGUAAGUCUGUUUUCUGGGAGAAUAACAAGCAGCUGGUACAUAGAUACUCGGAUAAAACCAGUCGCUACAUGCCUUUGGGAGACACACUAGCUGGCUGGAUGGUUGAUAAUUUAGACUGGUGCGGAUCACUCAGUACCCCAGGGUUAGAGUACAGCUCCUGUCCCACCACGGCAGAAUGUGAAAAUAACCCACAGGAAGCAUUCUGGAGGAUUGCGUCUGUGACUUAUGCCAAACACAGCUCUGGAGAAAUACAGAUUAUGCUGAAUGGAUCUACUCUGGGCGGGGCUUUUCCAGUCCCAAGUUUUUUAGCAGACUUUGAAAUACCAAAUUUUCAAAGAGACCGAGUGUCCAAUAUCAGUAUAAUGGUGAUGGAUGAAAUUGGCGGACCUGACAUAGACUCGUGUGGGAAGAACAGUAUUGCAGUUUUAGAAACCAUCUUGGCAUCAAGAAACUUCCCUUUCAAGUGCUUUGAUAAUUACAGACCCGUUAGACUCUUGCAGUGCGUGGAUUCCCCCAACCACCCUGAAUGUUCCCUGGGUAACAGCAUUGGCCCUGCUCACUUAUGGAUCUCCACAGUGCUCCCCUUAUUGGCUGUUGUUCUAAAUCCUAUUGUUCAUUAAAGAAUACAUAUUUAACAAGA